Molecule: messenger RNA, 1260 nt
Organism: Diaporthe citri
Lineage: Eukaryota; Fungi; Ascomycota; Sordariomycetes; Diaporthales; Diaporthaceae
Exons: 1
Coding region: 1-1260 (419 amino acids)
Biological process (GO): carbohydrate metabolic process
Molecular function (GO): hydrolase activity, hydrolyzing O-glycosyl compounds
Source: RefSeq, a predicted model, not a curated record
AUGGCACCCACACUAAGGCCGACUGCCGCAGUGGCAGCUUUGAUAUGGCUCCAGCUUGCAGCCGCCCAGCAGCCCGGUACUAUAACGCCCGAAGUUCAUCCGCAGCUCACAACCUCGAAGUGCACCACCACAGGAGGUUGCGUGGAGCAGAACACAUCGGUAGUGCUUGACUGGAACUACCGUUGGAUACACACAGCAGACUACGCAUCGUGCACGACCUCGACCGGCAUCAACUCGACGCUCUGCCCAGACCAGGCAACCUGCAGCCAGAACUGCCUCAUCGAGGGUGCCAACUACACAGCGGCUGGCAUCGUCGCUUCGGGCUCAUCCAUGACGUUGUCCCAAUACGUGCCCUCCGAAUCCGGGCUCUCCAGCGUCUCGCCACGGGUCUACCUCCUCGACAACGACAACAGCGACUACGUCUCAUUCCAGCUGCUCGGCCAAGAGCUCACCUUCGACGUGGACCUGUCGACGCUGCCCUGCGGCCAGAACGGCGCGCUCUACCUCUCCGAGAUGGACAUCUCGGGCGGCCGGAGCGACCUGAACACGGGUGCCGCAAACUACGGCGCGGGAUACUGCGACGCCCAGUGCCCCGUCCAGACGUGGAAGAACGGCACGCUCAACACGGACAAGUCAGGCUUCUGCUGCAACGAGAUGGACAUCCUCGAGUCGAACCGCGUCGCCGCCGCCUUCACGCCGCACCCCUGCGCCGACGACGCCUCCAACUGCGACAAGGGCGGCUGCGGCUUCAACCCGUACAACCAGGGCUACCACGACUACUGGGCGCCAGGCGGCACGGUGGACACGACCAAGCCCUUCACGGUGGUCACGCAGUUCAUCACGGACGACGGGACGACGUCGGGCACCCUCAGCGAGAUCCGGCGCAUCUACCAGCAGGGCAGCGUGACCGUGCCGAGCGCCAUCUCCGCGCCGGGCGGCGACAGCGUCAACUCGACGUGGUGCGCGGCCGUCGACGGCAGCGCCGAGCAGUUCGGCAGCCUGGACACCAUGGGCAAGGCCCUCGGCCGCGGCAUGGUGCUGGCCUUUAGCAUGUGGAACGACAACGGGCAGUUUAUGAACUGGCUUGAUAGCGGUGCAAACGGGCCGUGUAAUGCCACCGAGGGCGAUCCCGCCCUGAUACAGCAGAACGCGCCGGGCACGCAUGUGGUGUUUGGCAACAUCAAGUGGGGGGAUAUCGGGUCGACGUUCUCGAGCAACUCGACUUCCUCCAAGCUCAGGAGGGGCCAGCUGAGGUACUAG